Xenia sp. Carnegie-2017 is the source of this 471-nucleotide messenger RNA. RefSeq names its product neuronal growth regulator 1-like. The transcript has 3 exons. The coding region runs from base 34 to 471 and encodes 145 amino acids. The record is from RefSeq and is a predicted model, not a curated record. Lineage: Eukaryota; Metazoa; Cnidaria; Anthozoa; Malacalcyonacea; Xeniidae.
UGGCUCUUUUCCGACGUCGUGAACGCAUUGGUCAUGGGAGAUGGUAGAUUGUUUUUUUCUCACGUCACCAAAGCUAAUCUAGCAUUCAUUAAACAAAAGCGUGGCAUAAGAUGCCUGGUCGAAGCCAAAGAAGGCGGCUCAAGCUUUAACUUUCAAAAGUCUGGAGUUUUUAGAUUCAAAAUUACAGGAGAGAACAUCACCUCGUUUGGUCCUGACGUUCAAAAAAUCCCAAACCAAGAAGUGGCCCGGGGAGAUAUAGUAAAAUUAAGAUGUGUUGCCGCUGGAUAUCCAACUCCAAAGUAUCGUUGGGAGAAGACGGAUUUGCAGGGUAAAAAGAGCCAAGUGUUUCAUCAAAUUGACGGCGUCGCUCUUUUAGAAUACAACAGAGUAUUGUUGAUUGAAAACGUGAAGUCUCGCAACGCGGGAAUUUACACGUGUCACGUGACCAUUGACAGUAUAGAUAUUUGUUAA